This is a messenger RNA of Volvox carteri f. nagariensis, 1084 nucleotides long. RefSeq lists its product as uncharacterized. The record is from RefSeq and is a predicted model, not a curated record. The transcript has 3 exons. NCBI's taxonomy places the organism in Eukaryota, Viridiplantae, Chlorophyta, Chlorophyceae, Chlamydomonadales, Volvocaceae. Bases 613 to 1005 code for a protein of 130 amino acids.
ACGUUGUGUUGUAAGUUACAACCCUGUUACAACGACCCUGUGAAGAAUUGCCGCUCCGCUAGCCCAGGUAUACCGGUAACAUAAAUGCGCGCGUCCAGCCCUAAGUCCAUAUCCUUGUAUGUCGUGCUGCCUCUUUCAGCAGAAAGGUAUCCGUUAGCGUCGACGAUGAAGUCAUACCAAGUUUAGCAAUAACUGCAACCUGCUCACCUCAUUUACGUGUGCACAUGUUAAAACCGUGCAGCACAUCACGUAUUCGUCAACACACGUCAAUGCUACCAGCGUCGCCACAGGCAAUCCGUAAUGAGAGCGCCUGUCAGAUGAAUUUGUUGGGUAUUGAUCACCAACAGGAUCUCACUGACACCAUGCAAAACGACGGCCAGCGCUGAAUCACCGGAACACCUUCACAUCCAACAGAACGCCGUCAGUCACGAACAAACGCCAAUGCAUAUCUAGCCAUAGGACUUCUGGCGGCCUGUACGACUCGACAACUGUACGGUACACCGUCCAGUGGUUGAGCAGAGGCGCCCAAAUACAAGCAGCUGCGGGACCAAGUAACUUAGUUGGACAUACACCCUAUCUGCGUCAUCGCGCUGCCACGUCAAACAAUACAUCAUGAAGCACACGCACGGCAACACUGUCACCUAUCCAGUUGUGUACGUAAAUAGCGGAUUGGGGAUCGGCCCUUACACAAGAACAGGCACCGAGCGCAGAAGGCACGCACCCCCAACUCCUGAGGUCGCCCUGCGCAGAAGCAAAUGCAAAAUGCAAAGCCAACAACAUGGGCAAGCGGCACCAUCGCCACCCAGGGCAACUUCUUGUACAAGGGCAGGCCAUGCACCUCUGCAACAACUAUACAGCCAUCAACGGAGCUGCGGAGGGCCAUCGCAGCUGUGGUGGCCGACACAGCGAGCCGGCCCCCACCUAUUCUUUUGUGUCCACCCAAAGGCACAAAAAAGGCAAGAUGAAAGCCCCCAAGUUGGGCUGCCGAUUUGCAUCGGUCAUUAACACGUACAAAUGCGCAAAGAAGUUCCAUAAAUUUCAGCACGCUACACUGUCCUAUCGCCAGGAAGCGACCUGCAUAUAG